Molecule: messenger RNA, 1422 nt
Organism: Limanda limanda (common dab)
Lineage: Eukaryota; Metazoa; Chordata; Actinopteri; Pleuronectiformes; Pleuronectidae
Product: dual specificity mitogen-activated protein kinase kinase 6
Exons: 12
Coding region: 101-1300 (399 amino acids)
Biological process (GO): MAPK cascade; protein phosphorylation
Molecular function (GO): MAP kinase kinase activity; ATP binding
Source: RefSeq, a predicted model, not a curated record
CACGGAUCCGAGCGAGCAGCUGAGCAGGUCCGGGCCCAUCAUGUAACCGCUGCGGAACAUUUUGCACAUUUUACGCCUUUUCGCGACGCCUGCGGAUCGCAUGCACUCGUCCCCUCGCCCCGUGCACGCACACGCACGCCCCGCACGCACGCAGGCUCCAGGUGCACGCGCAUCGAGGCUCGGGUUCUGCAUCUCUGUUGCACAACGAGCCGCUGAAGCGAUGGAGGGAGGGAGCGAGAAGGAAGGCAAAGUCUUUUGUGCCUCCCCUCCCCCUCCUCACCCGAGCAGAGGGGAAAUGUCUCAGCCGAAGGGAGGAAAGAGGAAGCCGGUGCUCAAGCUCUCUAAGGAGGCGUUUGAGCAAACUACUCCUGCUGCAGCACCUCCCAGAGAUUUGGAUUCCAAAGCUUGUGUGACCAUCGGAGAAAAGAACUUCGAGGUGAAGGCAGAUGACCUGGAGCAGAUCUGCGAGCUGGGCCGGGGAGCGUACGGCGUGGUGUACAAGAUGAGGCACGUGCCCAGCGGCCUGAUCAUGGCGGUCAAGAGGAUUCGUGCCACCGUGAACACUCAGGAGCAGAAGAGGCUGCUGAUGGACCUGGACAUCUCCAUGAGGACGGUGGACUGCUACUACACCGUCACCUUCUACGGAGCCUUGUUCAGAGAGGGCGACGUGUGGAUCUGCAUGGAGCUGAUGGACACGUCCCUCGACAAGUUCUACAAGCAGGUGAUCGAGAAGGGAAUGAACAUCCCCGAGGACAUCCUGGGAAAGAUCGCCGUCUCUAUAGUAAAAGCUCUGGAGCAUCUGCACAGUAACCUGCAGGUGAUACACAGAGACGUGAAGCCGUCCAACGUGCUGAUCAACACUCAGGGUCAAGUGAAGAUGUGCGACUUCGGCAUCAGCGGCUACCUGGUCGACUCGGUGGCUAAGACCAUGGACGCCGGCUGCAAACCCUACAUGGCGCCGGAGAGGAUCAACCCCGAGACCAACCAGAAGGGAUACAACGUCAAGUCGGACAUCUGGAGUCUAGGAAUCACCAUGAUCGAGCUGGCCAUCCUGCGCUUCCCGUACGACUCGUGGGGCACGCCCUUCCAGCAGCUGAAGCAGGUGGUGGAAGAGCCUUCGCCCCAGCUUCCUGUCGACCAGUUCUCUCCGGAGUUCGUGGACUUCACCUCUCAGUGCUUAAAGAAAGUUUCCAAAGAGAGGCCGACGUACACAGAACUCAUGCAACAUCCCUUCUUCACCUCCCACGAGGCCAAAGAGACGGACGUGGCGUCCUUUGUGAAGGUCAUCCUCGGGGACUGAGUCGAGGGAGGAUCUGUUCUUAGAAGAAGCACCAAUCGCAGCCCCUGUCACCUGCAGGACCCCGCCCACCUCACACCUCACACCUUACACCUCGCCAAUUCUCCCACCCCCACCCCCCCCCC